AUGAACUGCCUCGAUCUUGUGUUCACCAAGUCGUCUGACAACAUCGACGUUGUGAAUUGCCUCCCCCCGUUGGGUCAGAGUGACCAUGUAGUUCUCAUGUGGGAAUACACGUUAUUCUCCCUUCCUGCACAACCGCUCGAUUCCCGACCUAAUAUUUGGCGCGGCGAUUUCGAACAGAUGAAAAAGGAUCUUAGUCCUAUCGACUGGGCAUCCACUCUCUCCGGCGAUGUCGAAGAGGCUUGGUGUCAGUUCAAAGAGUUAGCCCACAACCUCAUCUCCAACCACUGCCCAAUCAUGCGCAAAAGACUAACAAAUAGACCUCGCUGGUUGACUCCGUCCUUAAAGAAGGAAGUUAACAAGAAGAGGAAGCUAUGGAAACGAUCGCUGACGGAUCGCACGCCAGAAUCCCUAAGCAGAGUGAAAAUUCUCAUCGCCAGAGAUAGGAAAGCUUUUGAAAAGAAUCUUUUGAACCGUGCCAUGAUUAAUCCAAAAAUCCUUUACAGCUACAUAAGACAGAGCACACGGAACAAAGAUCCUGUCCCACUGCUGCGAACGGCUGAGGGUGUGGAAAUCUCCGAUGACAGGGAUAAGGCUGAACAUCUCUCUCAGUUCUUCCGGUCAGUCGUGACAAGUGAACCUGCUUUUUCCUUACCCGCUUAUGAAGACGAUGAAACGCCUACCCUCGAAGCCGUCUUCUUCGCUGAAACAAUUGUUCGGAAUGAGUUACUAAACCUAAAAAAAUCGACCUCCCUAGGCCCUGACGCAAUCCCGGCCAAGCUGCUGAAGGAACUAGCUUCCGAAAUGUCCAAGCCGUUAGCCUUGAUCUUUCAAACGUCAUUUGUUACUGGAUGCCUGCCCUCUGACUGGAAGUCCGCUACAAUCACUCCGCUUUUUAAGGGUGGAAGUCGUGCGUCUGCGAAUAACUACAGGCCAGUGAGUCUUACCUCCAUCUGUAGCAAAAUCAUGGAGAAGAUCAUUAAGAAGGCCUUGGUGCAGUUCCUCGAGCAGCACCAUCUCCUUUCUGAUGCCCAACACGGCUUUCGAAGUGGUAGGUCCUACCUCACGAAUCUGCUCUUUACGCUCGAACGCUGGACCAAAGCACGUGAUGAAGGCAAGGUGGUGCACGCCAUCUACAUCGACUUCGAAAAGGCUUUCGACAGCGUUCCUCAUCAACGUCUCUUGAACAAACUGCGCAACGCUGGAAUUCGUGGACGCCUUCUUGUAUGGAUCUAG
This is a messenger RNA of Spirometra erinaceieuropaei, 1233 nucleotides long. NCBI's taxonomy places the organism in Eukaryota, Metazoa, Platyhelminthes, Cestoda, Diphyllobothriidea, Diphyllobothriidae. The record is from the annotation of a GenBank genome assembly.